Molecule: messenger RNA, 1075 nt
Organism: Larimichthys crocea (large yellow croaker)
Lineage: Eukaryota; Metazoa; Chordata; Actinopteri; Sciaenidae
Gene: cxxiiih8orf89
Product: chromosome XXIII C8orf89 homolog
Exons: 7
Coding region: 147-971 (274 amino acids)
Source: RefSeq, a predicted model, not a curated record
UCGAGUGAAGCCUGUCUCCAUGGCGACGCGGUGACUAGCAUUGACCGUGGCGAGCCGCAGUUUUAGCAUCUGCUGCUCGGGGAUGAUUAGUUUGCGCGAAUAUCCCGUUAUGAUGAGCGCAUGUGGCGCAUUUAAUCUAUAACCAGAUGACACCGUGUAGCGGUCCUCGUAUGGCGGCUCCAGGUAUGAUGACUUUCCAGGUUAACGCGUCGCUACCAACCGCAAAGGCUUUAAUAUCAGAGGGAAGCUCGAGUUGCAGCCAGCGCGGCCCUGAUGCGGCUGGAUAUCCAGCGUACAGGAACUUCGGGAUGGGGGCAGGUGGAGGACAAGCAGCCUUCAGACAAAACAAUCAUACGAGGAGGAAAUUCCCUGUGAUACAACCCCUGAGCAAGUCCAAGGACUGGAGAGCCUUGGUCAGCGGCAUCAUAGCAGGAGGGUCACCUAAUUUAGCCAAAGAUGACAAACUGGAGUCAGAGACUGACCCAAAGAAGGACAUCUCUGGGAGACACUUUCUGUUUGAUAAGCAAUUUACGAGGUUGGAGAGGACCAGAACUGUGAUUCCUCCACUACCAAGAGACUACCACAUGCACAGACCUGGCAACCUGCAUCCCUUCAGCCUCUCCAAGGAGCUUUCCCACAGCCAUGCUGGGCGGCCCUUCACCCUGGGCUACCCUGAAAGAUAUGAACUGAAUACAAGUCCAGCCAUCAUCAUUCCUUCCACUCUAGUCCUCAACGGCAGAAACACCUUCUCAGUUGAGAGCUGCAAACUCAGCAGGCCUAAGGUGAAUUAUCCAAGCUACAACCUAAUGACUGUUAAAGACAAUCAAAAGAACCAGUCCUAUCCAGACCCAAUGGUCGGAGCCUCUCGCUCUUUCAUCCACAGGAUGUCUGAGCUGUCCUCUUUGGAAGGCGAGACGGUGAGACAAGAGAAGCUCAAGAAAAUGCGGAAGCCUAAAAAACCUCCAUCCUGACAAUCAGCUUCAUCCCAGUCACCCUGGUUAAGGAUAAAAACCUCAGAGUCUGUGCCAAUGGCGUCUGAACAAAAUAAAACAUUUGGUGCACCGUGGUCAUUUCA